Molecule: messenger RNA, 2040 nt
Organism: Ornithorhynchus anatinus (platypus)
Lineage: Eukaryota; Metazoa; Chordata; Mammalia; Monotremata; Ornithorhynchidae
Gene: GLB1L
Product: galactosidase beta 1 like
Exons: 16
Coding region: 16-1962 (648 amino acids)
Biological process (GO): carbohydrate metabolic process
Cellular component (GO): vacuole
Molecular function (GO): beta-galactosidase activity
Source: RefSeq, a predicted model, not a curated record
CCCCGCCCGGCCGCCAUGGCGUCCUCGCUGGGGCUCGGUCGCCGCCUCGUCGUCGUCCUGGUCCCCGUCCUCCUGGUGCCCGUCCUCCUGCCGCCGCCAACGCCGAACCCCGGCUUCGGCCAGGCCGGCGGCCCCUCGUUCACGGUGGACCGGGCCCGGGGCGUCUUCCUGCGGGACGGCCUCCCCUUCCGCUACAUCUCCGGGAGCGUCCACUACGCUCGCGUCCCGCGCGCGCUCUGGGCCGACCGCCUCCGCAAGAUGCGCAUGAGCGGCCUCAACGCCGUGCAAGUCUACGUCCCCUGGAAUUACCACGAGCCGCGGCCCGGGGUCUACGACUUCGCCGGCGAGCGGGACCUGGAGGCCUUCCUGGAGGCGGUGGCCGCCGAGGGGCUCUUGGUCAUCCUCAGGCCGGGACCCUACAUCUGCGCCGAGUGGGAGAUGGGGGGUCUCCCGUCCUGGUUGCUGCGCAAGGCCGACGUCGUCCCGAGGACCUCCGAUCCGGACUUCCUGGACGCCGUGGACGCCUGGUUUCACGUCCUGCUGCCGAAGGUUCGGCUGCACCUGUACCAAAACGGAGGAAACAUCAUCAGUGUGCAGGUGGAGAACGAGUACGGCAGCUACUGGGCCUGUGACGCUUCGUACCUGCGGCACGUGUCGGGGCUGUUCCGGGCCGUGCUGGGGGAGGGCGUCCUGCUCUUCACCACCGACGGCCCCUCCGGCCUGCGCUGCGGCACCCUCCGGGGACUCUUCGCCACCGUGGACUUCGGGCCAGGCGACAACAUGACGGAGGCCUUCGCCCUGCAGAGGGAGUACGAGCCCAACGGGCCGCUGGUCAACUCGGAAUACUACACGGGCUGGUUGGAUUACUGGGGAUCCCCCCACUCGACGGGCGACGCCGCCGCCUUGGCCCGCGGGCUGGAGGCCAUGCUGACCCUGGGGGCCAGCGUCAACAUGUACAUGUUCCACGGAGGCACCAACUUCGGCUACUGGAACGGCGCCGACCUGAAGCAGAGCUACCUGCCCGUCACCACCAGCUACGACUACGACGCCCCGCUGAGCGAGGCCGGCGACCCCACCGACAAGCUCUACGCCCUGCGCGGCGUCAUCGCCAAGUUCCAGCCCGUGCCCCUGGGGCCGAUGCCCCCGCCGACUCCCAAGAUGACCUUCGGGCCCGUGACCCUGACGCCCGUCGGAGCGCUGACCGACUUCUUGGACCUCCUGUGUCCUUCGGGCCCCCUCCGCGUCCCCCGGCCUCUGCCCUUCGAGGCCGUCAAGCAGGACCGGGGCUUCCUGCUGUACAGGACGCGGCUCCCCCGGAGCCUGCCGCGGCCGACUCCGCUCCGGGCGCCCGACGGGGGCGUCCGCGACCGGGCCUACGUCCUGCUCCAGGGGGCGUACCGAGGCGUGCUAGAACGGGACGGGGAGGGCGUCCUGCUGCUGAAGGGCGAGGAGGGAGCCGUGCUGGACCUGCUCGUGGAGAACAUGGGGCGCAUCAGCUUCGGGGCCAACGCCAGCGAUUUCAAGGGCCUGACGGGCCCCCCGGUCCUCGGGGGGGCCGCGCUCGCCGACUGGCUCCUCUUCCCCCUGGACCCCGACUCCCUGGUCCGCUCGGGCCGGCCCCCCGCCGGGGCCUCGCCGCGGGCCCCCCGGCCCGGCCCCGCCUUCUACACCGUCCGUUUCCUCCUCCCCGGCCCGGCCCGGGACACCUUCCUCUACCUCCCCGGAUGGACCAAGGGCCAGGUGUGGAUCAACGGGUUCAACCUGGGCCGCUACUGGCCGGCCCGAGGCCCGCAGCGGUCGCUCUUCGUGCCCGGCCCCCUGCUCCGGGGGCGGGGGGCCGCCAACACCCUGACGCUGCUGGAGCUGGAGGCCCCCUCCCCCCGCCUCCAGGCCCUCUUCCUGGACCGGCCCGCGCUCAACGGGACCGCCGCCCGCCCGAGGCGCAGGACGGAGGCCGGGUGACCGAGGCCGGGAGGCCGGGCGGCCGGGGGCGACCGGGCCGGCCGUCGCGACGUCCGACUUUAUCUGCCAUUAAAAAGG